Messenger RNA from Myzus persicae (green peach aphid), 2034 nucleotides. RefSeq lists its product as uncharacterized. NCBI's taxonomy places the organism in Eukaryota, Metazoa, Arthropoda, Insecta, Hemiptera, Aphididae. Bases 203 to 1645 code for a protein of 480 amino acids. The record is from RefSeq and is a predicted model, not a curated record. The transcript has 2 exons.
AUAGGUAUUAUAAAAAAAUUGUUCCUAAUGUAGUUUUUAAUAAUAAUUUAUUUAAAACAGUCUGGUUCCCUCUCGAUUAGGUGAUCACUAUGGAUAUUAUUACAAUUGUUAUUUAUUAUAUAUAUAUUUUUUUUAAGUUAUAACUUUUUUUUAUUGAUAUUGGACAUUUUCAAGUAAAUUAUUUUUAUAUUUAUAAUAUAAAAUGAACAAUAAUUCGUCCCAGCCAAAUUGUUUAGUAAACAAUAAUGAUAUUGACUUAAAACCAAUAUUUCUCAGUAAUUCUGUUUAUGAGUUUUGUAACGAUAAGAAGAAUGUAGAUGACCAACUAACUAUAUGGGGUUUGGAUAACACGAACAUCAAUGACACAAGUGCAGCACUGUUCGACAUGAAUUUCAAUGAUUACUGUGAAAAUUUAAACUUUGAAGAACCAAUAUUAAAUAAUAAACAAUGUGAUUGCAAUUGUACUGCAACGUGGCAGCAACUUAAACAAACUUUUGAAUUAACUGAUGAAGAAAUACUGAAGGGAUCUAAUACAUUAAAAUUCAUGUUUCCUGAAGAUAUUUUUUAUACUUUACCCAUUGACCUUACUAAUGACAACCAAGAUGAUAAUUUAGAUGAUUUUCAAUUGGAUGAAGAAUACAUGUAUACCCAAUUAGGAGAUUUUAAUGAUGUUGGCCCAUAUCAGGAAGCAAAUAUUGCUGUAAAGGAAAAAGAAUCAAUUAUUGUUGAUGAACCUAAAGUACAACCAAGUAUCAAAAAUAUCAAAAAACCGAUUAGGCCCGAAAGUAGACAAUAUAAUGUAAAUGAAAAAGAUAUCACAAAAUACAACAACACAAAAGUUGUUAAUAAAAUUACUGGUUCUAAAAACCCCGACCAGGAAAGAACUAAAAAUAUAAAGCAGAAACAAAACUCUAAAAAUAAAUCAAAGUCAUUUAACAAAAAGACUAAACGUUGUGCGGAAAGCAAAUUAAUAGUAAGCUCAAAUAAUAAAAAAGAAGAAAACAGGAUGAUGAACAUGAAGUAUGUAUAUACAUUUGGCGAGGAUUACCGUGGUGGCAUUAAUUAUGGUCAUAAAAAUUGUAUUAAUUUUUGGAUGCCAAUUCCACAUAAUAAAGGUUGGAUUGAUGAUACAUUUUUGGAAGCCGAGAGGAAAAAAACAAUCGACAAGAAAAAAUUACGAAUUGAGGAGGAACAACAGAACAGGAUAAAAGCCAUGGAGACUGAAAAGGCCACGAUAAAAAGAGCAAGACAGGAAAGAACGAUAAUGCGUUUCCCCUCUUCGACUUCUAAAUCCAAAUCUAAGAAAGCAGCAAAAGCUCCUAAAAUCAAGAAAGUGGAGGCGGUUCCCGCAUUCAAAUUGAAUAAAAACCGCAGUGGCAUAUACACGAUGACUAUGAAUUAUUAUACGAAUGACGGGCAAUUGGACAAGACGGAAGAUCCAGUAGUGUUCAAGUUAGCUGACCACACAAAGGAAAUUGACGACGGCGACUCCAAUUCAAGUUUCAACGUAGAAUUCGUCACCCCAACGGCAAUCCACGCAUUGCGUUCGAAAAAACCCGUCAAAGCCAAAGUAGUCCAACCAUCUAUUACGAUCGUCGAAGAAGUCCCAAAACCAGUUAAGUCAGCAAAAAAAAAGAAAGUAUAAAGAAUUGUUGUUCGUAUCGGGCUAUAACUAUAACCGGCAGUGGAAUCAUUAGUAAGUCAAUUAUUUCUAAUAGUAUUUAAAUAAACAGAACCUACUAAAAUUGCUUACCCUUUUCAAUCCUCUUUAAAAGAGGGUAAGUGGCAGUUCGGGUCCUCGUUUAAGUUCUGCGGCAUCGACAGCACCCCGUAUGGAUCAAGUUCUGACAGCAAGCCCAUACGGAUCAAGUUCGGGCGAACAUGGGCUUAAAUAGUAGAGAUUGAAAUCCCGAAUUAUCCAGUUUUAAGACGAUGACCGUAAACUUGUUGUUGAUCUGUGCCAUUUACGUUAUCCGUUAUGGUUCCAACCAAUAGUACUUUUAACUUCGAACACAAUCUAUACAAAUUAUAUUA